This is a messenger RNA of Penicillium canariense, 3744 nucleotides long. RefSeq lists its product as uncharacterized. Gene Ontology annotation, molecular function: ATP binding; protein serine/threonine kinase activity. Gene Ontology annotation, cellular component: cytoplasm. The record is from RefSeq and is a predicted model, not a curated record. Bases 1 to 3744 code for a protein of 1247 amino acids. Lineage: Eukaryota; Fungi; Ascomycota; Eurotiomycetes; Eurotiales; Aspergillaceae. Gene Ontology annotation, biological process: protein phosphorylation; intracellular signal transduction. The transcript is spliced from 5 exons.
AUGGAGCAAGCCAUGUUGGAGAUGGCUGACUCCCAUCGGAGACGGCAGCCCUUGACGGAUGCUUCCAGCAGAAUCAACCACGCCAAAUCCCCAAAGGUCGAGACCCCUCGUUUGCGAGUCGAGGACUUGGAGCAGCUGAAAACACCGGACCGCAUGUCCGUCGUCAUGAGUCCCACUCCCCGAGACAACAAAGAGAACCAACGGCUGUCCGUAGCCACGGAUUUUCAGUCUGAUUCAGCCCGCAAUUCCGUGGUUUCCGCCGUGUCAAUCCUGUCGAACAAGGGCAAAAGGAAGACACAUGUAGGACCAUGGCAGUUGGGACGAACCCUGGGCAAGGGCGCCACGGGCCGGGUUCGCCUCGCCAAGCAUGCCGUGACGGGACAGACGGCGGCAAUCAAGAUUGUCUCCAAGAAGUCCGCCGCCAUGGUCCAGAGUGAAAGUAUUGCGGCAAUGGAUCGGAAUGCCAGUAACUUCUCGGGGUUCUCCAACGCUCGGCACAUGCCCUGUGGAAUUGAACGUGAGGUGGUGAUUAUGAAGUUGAUCGAACAUCCUAAUCUCAUCAGCUUGUACGAUGUGUGGGAGAACCGUGGAGAGCUGUAUCUCGUUUUAGAGUAUGUGGAAGGUGGGGAGCUCUUCGACUACGUCUCCAACAACGGGCCGCUGCCGGAAGAAGAGGCUGUGCGUCUGUUCCGCCAGAUCAUCGCUGGACUGGGGUACUGUCAUCGAUUCAAUAUUUGCCACCGCGACUUGAAGCCUGAAAAUAUCUUGCUUGACGGCAAUCACAACGUGAAGAUUGCAGAUUUCGGCAUGGCUGCGCUUCAGCCAGCUGGUCAUUGGCUGAAUACCUCCUGCGGAAGUCCACACUACGCAGCACCAGAGAUUAUCUAUGGACGCAAAUAUCGUGGUGACAGGGCCGAUAUGUGGAGUUGUGGAAUUAUUCUGUACGCGCUGUUGACCGGCUAUCUUCCAUUUGAUGGUGGUGAUCUUGCAAACACACUGCGCCUGGUCAAGAAGGGCGACUAUAUGAUCCCUCCUGAGCUCAGCGAUGAGGCUGCAGACCUCAUUCAGAGAAUUCUGCAGAAACGACCGGAGGAUCGCAUUACAAUGCAGAAUAUUUGGCUACACCCGCUGCUCACCAAGUAUGAGAAGCUUCAUAAUGCAAUGGCCGACUACUACAUUGGACCGCCCCCUCCGUUAUCUGUCAAGGAUUGUGGAGACCUGGUCACAUGUCGUCAAGAUGUGGACAUCGAUAUUUUACGAAACCUUCAGACAUUGUGGCAUGAUGUGAAGCCCGAUGCUCUAAUUGACCGACUUAUGUGCAUCGAACCAACCCAUGAGCGGAUGUUCUACAAUGCUCUUGUGAAGUUCCGAGAUGAGCAGCUUGAGAACUACCAGGGACAGCCAUUGGAGCACUCAGCCAGUGAUUAUCACCACAUCUCUCGCCCUGGAGACAAAGUUCGCAGGGGACGGAGCAUGUCUAAGCGACGUUCUCACGUCUCCGUGGUCAAGGACCUUCGCCGUCAGCUGAGCUCAACACAAGAACCCCAGUCUUCUGCAAGCGUGGAAAGUUAUGAUCCGUAUAGAUCUCCGAAGCCAAAGACCCUAGCAAAAGAGGUGAAGUAUGCACAGAUAACGAUCCAUAGAGCUCCGGAUGUUCCUGAAGAGGGCGAAAUUUCGCCAGCUAUGAAGCCGCCUCCCUCUAUUGCCGAGGAGCAAGAGCCAGAGGAUUUGGAUGGUGUGACGAGCUCACCAUUCACGGUCCUUCAAAAGCGCAAGCACAAGCCCAGCUCGAUGAAAUCAUUCCAGUCUUCUAAAGUCCCCCACUCCAGCUCCCGAUGUCCUGGUUUGUCCACUCGCUCGACUAGCUACCGCCGUAACGUUUCGUUCCGCCAUCCACGCAACCGCUCCCAGGGUUCUGCCAAACCCAAAAAGAGAAAGACCGCUACUAGCCAGCAAUCUGAUAUUAAACGCUCUCCAAGCGCAGCCAGCUUGCAGAUGAUUGCAGAUGGGCUUGAUGUACCAGAGACGCCGAGCAGCCCACCCCUUCCAAGGCAGCCGAUCGUUGUUCGACCUAGUGGCAUUAAGGUUAAGAAUCUGUGUCGUGAAAGGAAGGUGCAACAUUCAGACAUCAUUUGGAAGGAAGAUGCCCGCAAAGUGUCCCAUGAGCUUAGCCGAAUUUGUGAAGAAGCAUUCAAUGGAAGCUCUAUCACGACCAAGCGGACUGCUAGCACCGAAGCAGGAUACGAGACACCAGGAACUCCCAUGUCGGUUGCGAGUCCGGAGCAGUGUUCAGCCCCUCCUGUGAAGCACUCCUUGGCAACCCCAAAGGCAACUCCCAAGGAAUCGGGGCGAACUUAUAGCAUCCAGGAGCUGACCGAGACCCGUCGGAAACUGGUUGAACAUAGCAAAGGUCGCAGUGACAACAUUCCGGCAUACUUAUCUGGGGUUAUUGGUCACCUUGAUCGCCUGAUCGAGGAGGAUCAAGUGCAAAAUCCCCCUCGGCACGGUUUGGAGGAGAGCACCUCAACCCUUGUGGACCCCUUCAGUGGGGGUACUGAGGAUACUUCCUUGCCAGUGAUUAACGAGGAAUUUGCAAGCCCGGUGCGCGGCCCUUGCGAAUACAGCCACAUGCCGAAGCUCCAGAAGAAGGCACGAGGAUCCACCAUGACGAGCUGUGGCAGUGACCCUAAAGCCACUAUUCGAAUGGUGCCGCAAAGCUCGCUACGAUCUCUCGAAGAAGUCAAACCGUUAAUGAUCCGCAAGAAAGUUCAAAUCAGUGAUUCGGAGGCUGUCAACAGCGACUCUGUGGAAGCCACGCGGCAUUUUUCUCAUAGUUCUCGACAAAGCCGUCAUCCUGGCGGUCUAGAGCCCAUUGACGAAAUCCCCAUUUCUCCCAAACGACCAAUUGACAGCAGGAAGUGGUCGUGGUUCAAGCACCGCCCACACGGUACCGACAGUCCGCCAUCCCUGCCGCCAAAAGACAGCAAGCCUAUCAUCCCAAGCAAUGGAACUGUUGUCAUUCAUCCUCCACAGGAAAUUUCGCAGCAAGAUCCCGCAUCACCUGUCAGGACCUCUGAUAAACGAAGGGCACCUACCCGCAAGUCAUCUAUGGAACGUUUUGGCGGUAGCUUCCUCAAAAGGCUGAUGCCGAAGAAGUCGAAUAAGGCCCUGUCUCAGCCUGAGACGAACAACGAGGCAACAAAAACCCAGGAUCCUCGAGACUCAGCUAUGCUCCGCAAGGGCUUCCCCGACCCUGAAAGCUCUUUUGAAUCCUCUACUCCUCCCAACGCGCCUCGCAACAAGCGCCUCUCACUUGCAACCCAGAACUGGUUUGCCCGAGUGUUCCAGAUCAAACCAGCAUCUAGAGUCAUUGCUUUGAACACCUCAAAGGUCAAGGGUCGCAAGGAAGUAUACAAGAUGCUGCGCGAAUGGGAGGAGUACGGCAUGGAAAACGUCUACGUGGACAAGAGCAACAACAUUGUGCAUGGCCAAGUCAGCGAAGCCAACUUCCUUCGUCUGCGAGAGGUCGAGUUCACCGCUGAGUUCUAUACCGUGCUCGAGCACGGUCGUCAAGCCAAUAUUAGCCUCGUCCAAUUCAAACAAGAACGUGGCGCUGCCUCUUCUUUUAACAAAGUGGUUGACACUGUGCACAUGAUGCUGAAAACCCGCGGCUUGGUUGUCGAGGAUCCUGUCCGGGCGAAGAGGAUGUCCCGCGUGCUGGACACCAUUCCAAAUUCUUCUUGA